GGUCGAAAUGUUAUACCCUUCUAGAAAGAUACGAGUAUAGCUCAAGCAAAACAGUCUUUGCUAUAAUUUUACAUGUAGUGGUUUCCAUUGCAAAAUCUCAUUGCAGUUUAGUUCCGGGUAUUUCCCCGUGUAUACUAUCGCCUAUUCCGGACUAGAGUGAUGUUCAAUACACCGGACACGACAUCGAUCCAUCACUCGACCAUCCAAAGCCAACAACAACGAUGAAGCAGCGAAUAACCUACGUAGUCAGGAACCCGGAUUCCUUCACGCCGGAGCAACUGAGCGUCAAGAAUGAUGCAGCAGGCGCCACAUUCACACUAAAAGAUAUCGAUGCCGUGAAGGAACACCGCAUCACCAUCGGGCUGGACGAGCUGCCUGGGGAGCUCAGCACAUCCCUAACACAAUGGAACCAACUACACAUCCGCUGGGCAUCAGAACGCGCAUACUCCACCAUCCCCCCCUUCACAUCACGUGUCUCACCCGGUCUACACAUCUUCUUCACGCCGCUGGAAACCACGCCCCCAACCGCCCUAUGCCACGCCCUUCACGCCGCAAUCUCCCCAGACCUAAAAUGCGCCUCCAACAACGAAACAGCCAUCCAGCUCCCCAAGCUAUCAGACCGCUUCUCCAUGUCCACCGCCUCGCAGUACUACACUCACCUUCCCUCUCUGGAGCCCUUGCUGCGCCGCCUAAAUAAGACUAUCUGCCCGACUAACCUGCUGGGUGGGGAGUGCACGCAGUUCGUCGCGUCGCUGCUAACGGCUUCGUAUCUGGAUGUCGACUACGACACCAUCUCGCGCGCCCUCGUCGUGACCGCGUUCUGGGCCGACGCGCCCUCAAAAGCAGGCUGGACGGAAACCAUCGCCCAGCCCCACGCCGACGCGCGCGUCGAAGUCGGGAUCCUAGUCUCGGAGCCGAACCCCGACCCAGAAGACAUCCAAUUCGGCGGCUUCCUAACCGUAGUCGGCGAGGACGAGAAACCAACCCCGCCGAAUCCAACGUGUAAACUACACGCGCACAUCACGCUUCCGUCCGCGCUGUUCAUCGAUAAACAUCAGUUCACCGACCCGCUUUUCCUGGACGCGCACAACCUGCGCGCCCUGCGUAGUCUGGCAGGCGCGGCGGAUCUCGAGGCUCCUGACUGGGUGGUCCCGCAGUGGGGGAGCGCGGGGUUGGUGGAACUUGCUUCUCCGCCUUCUGACGAUGAUUCCGACUCCGACCCUUCUUCCUCCGCCUCAUCCCCUACCCCUGAUGCGGAAUGGAAAGCGUCUAUCCCACUACACGCGCGCUACCUCCCCCCCUCGCAAAACACCUCACACUCCUCCAUCCCCCUCCCCUGGCCGGUAGUCUUCUGGGCGUGUCGAUCUGAGGCCGGCGCAAAGAUGGCGGCGAGUCCGUUUGAGCGCGUGCAUUUGGGGUAUGAGGCGCUUUUUGGGGGGAGGACUAGGUUCUUGCAUGUCCAGCCUGGUGUGGCGGCGGGGGAUGUAGGUGGGAAGGAUGUUGGUAGGGGAUUGAUCGAGUAUAUUCCUAUCCCCGUGCUUGAUCGGAGUCGGGCGGCGUGGGUGCAGAGUGGGACUGUGGGGGCAGUUUUUGUGGCGUUUUUGGGGCUGUGUUGGGUGUUGUGGGGGAAGGGGUUGCAGAAUAGGAAUAAGGGGAGCAAGGAGAAGAAGACGCAGUGAGGUAGUUUUGUGUUUGUUUGAAAAAUGG
This is a messenger RNA of Dothidotthia symphoricarpi CBS 119687, 1707 nucleotides long. Its product is annotated as PIG-X-domain-containing protein. The transcript is spliced from 4 exons. The record is from RefSeq and is a predicted model, not a curated record. Gene Ontology annotation, molecular function: mannosyltransferase activity. Lineage: Eukaryota; Fungi; Ascomycota; Dothideomycetes; Pleosporales; Dothidotthiaceae. The coding region runs from base 222 to 1679 and encodes 485 amino acids. Gene Ontology annotation, cellular component: endoplasmic reticulum membrane; glycosylphosphatidylinositol-mannosyltransferase I complex. Gene Ontology annotation, biological process: protein processing; GPI anchor biosynthetic process.